Schizophyllum commune H4-8 is the source of this 3691-nucleotide messenger RNA. RefSeq lists its product as uncharacterized. The record is from RefSeq and is a predicted model, not a curated record. Gene Ontology annotation, cellular component: membrane. Gene Ontology annotation, molecular function: translation initiation factor activity; transmembrane transporter activity; GTP binding. Gene Ontology annotation, biological process: transmembrane transport. NCBI's taxonomy places the organism in Eukaryota, Fungi, Basidiomycota, Agaricomycetes, Agaricales, Schizophyllaceae. The transcript has 16 exons. The coding region runs from base 142 to 3621 and encodes 1159 amino acids.
CCUGCCGCCGAGGAGGAAGAGUCCUCAGAAGAAGAGUCCUCCGACGAAGACUCAUCCGAGGAAGAAUCCGACUCCGACGACUCUGACGAUUCCGACUCGGACUCUGACGACUCCGACGAGGAGCUGACGAAGGCGCAGAAGAUGGCCGCGCAGCGCAAGGCGGAGGCCGCCGCGCGUCGGGCAAAGGCGCACGAGGAGGCGCUCGCGGCGCGCAACAAGGACGACUUGCGGAGUCCGAUUUGCUGUAUCCUGGGGCACGUCGAUACGGGGAAGACGAAGCUGCUGGAUAAGAUCCGGCAGACGAAUGUGCAAGAAGGCGAAGCUGGUGGUAUCACGCAGCAGAUCGGUGCGACGUACUUCCCGGUGGACGCUAUCAAGACGAAGACGGCGGUGUUGAAUAAGGACGGCAGCUUCGAGUACAAGGUGCCCGGAUUGCUCAUCAUCGACACGCCAGGACACGAGUCGUUCACGAACUUGCGGUCGCGUGGCAGCUCUCUUUGCAACAUCGCCAUCUUGGUCGUUGAUAUCAUGCACGGUCUUGAGCCGCAAACGCUCGAGUCGCUUCGUUUGUUGAGGGACAGGAAGACGCCAUUCAUCGUCGCGCUGAACAAGAUCGAUCGUAUGUACGGCUGGCAAGCGACCCCCGACGGCGCCUUCCAGGAAUCACUCGCCAAGCAAUCCCGCGCCGUCCAGCGCGAGUUCGAGGACCGCGUGCAGAAGACCAUCGUCGAGUUCGCCGAGCAGGGCCUGAACGCCGUCCUCUACUACGACAACAAGAACUUCGCGCGCAACGUCUCGCUCGUGCCCACCUCCGCCAUCACGGGCGAGGGCGUGCCCGACAUGAUCAUGCUGCUCAUCCGCCUCACGCAGGAGCGCAUGAGCGACCGGCUGAUGUACCUGUCGGAGCUGGAGUGCACCGUAUUGGAGGUGAAGGUGAUUGAAGGUCUGGGGACGACGAUCGAUGUCGUGUUGAGCAACGGCAUUUUGAGGGAGGGCGACAAGAUCGUGGUGUGCGGAUUGAAUGGGCCAAUUGUGACGCAGAUUCGAGCGUUGUUGACACCGCAGCCGUUGAGGGAGUUGCGCAUCAAGUCGGCCUACGUCCACCAUAAGGAGGUGAAGGCUGCCCUCGGUGUCAAGAUCACCGCACCCGACCUCGACAAGGCAAUCGCCGGUUCCCGCCUGCUCGUCUGCGGCCCCGACGACGACGAGGAUGACUUGCGGGAUGAGGUCAUGUCCGACCUUACCUCCCUCCUCAACAGCAUCGAUAAGUCCGGCCGUGGCGUGUGUGUGCAAGCGUCGACACUUGGUUCACUCGAGGCGCUGCUCGACUUCCUCAAGUCCAGCAAGAUUCCGGUGUCUGGAAUCAAUAUAGGGCCCGUACACAAGCGCGACGUGAUGCGCUCGGCGACGAUGUUGGAGAAGGCGAAAGAGUUGGCGUGUAUCUUGUGCUUCGACGUGCCGGUGGACAAGGAUGCGGAGAGGAUGGCGGAGGAGAUGGGGAUCCGGCUGUUUAAGGCGGACAUCAUCUACCACUUGUUCGACGCCUUCACCGCGUACAACAGCGAGAUCGUCGAGGCGAAGAGGCGAGACGCGGCACCGCAGGCUGUCUGGCCGUGUCGACUGAAGAUCAUUGCCUGCUUCUGUAAACGCGACCCCAUCAUCGUUGGUGUAGAUAUCCUCGACGGUACACUGCGCGUUGGUACGCCUUUGGCUGUUGUCAAGACCGACCCUGCUACCGGGAAGCGCGAGAUCAUCGACCUUGGCAAGAUUACGUCCUUGGAGAUUAACCACAAGAACUUCGAUAUCGUCAAGAAGAGUCAGGCUGGUGGUGGUGUUGCCGUCAAGAUCGAGCACGCCGUGUACCAGUCCGCGAAGAUGUUCGGUCGCCAUUUCGACGAGAAGGAUGAACUUCUGAGCCACAUCACCCGGUCUAGCAUUGACGUGCUGAAGAAUAACUUCAAGGCUGACGUCUCGACCGAGGAAUGGUUGUUGAUCAAGGCACUGAAGCCGAUGUCCCCCUCCUCCUCCGUCAAAAGCGGCAUUGACAAAGACCCGGCUUCCGACGCCGAGGUCGUCCGCACUGUCGACCAAGAUGAACUCCAGCUGCAAAAUUUAGGGUACAAGCAGCAACUGCACCGGACCUGGCACCUUAUUGAGAGCUUUGCGGCAAGCUUCUGCUCGCUGAACUUCAUCGGAGGUGUUCGCGGUGCCCUCUUCCUGGGUCUUCUCGCAGGCGGACCUGCGGCCGUCUGGUCCACCUACAUUAUCGCCAUCGUGUGCAUGACCAUCACCGCCGCCGUCCUUGCUGAGAUCUGCUCUGCUCUCCCUCUCAGUGGUUCGAUCUACAUCUGGGCGGCUGAGAGCGCCGGUCCGAAAUACGCGCGCUUCUUCGGUUUCGUCGUCGCUUGGUGGUCGACCACGGCAUGGAUGACUUUUGUGGCCAGCAACUGCCAGGGUACCGCCAACUACAUCUUGUCCCUCCUUGUCGUCUAUGAGGUGGACUAUCCGGGUGGCAUGGACUAUGCGAACCCCAGGUGGCGCGCACUUAUUUGGAUCGUUUCGGAAGGCCUGCUUUUGAUCUCCAUCGCUAUCAACUACCUCCCGCCGCGCCUCUACUCGGCCGUCUUCAAGUUCAGCGCCUUGCUGAUGAUGGUUGACUUUUUGCUUUGCGUCAUCUGGCUGCCCAUCGGCGUCUCGAGGACGUACGGCUUCCGGUCUGCGGAGGAUGUGUUUACGCAAGUUUAUAACGGGACUGGCGCGCCGUCUGGGUGGAACUGGAUCCUGUGCUUCCUCUUCACGGGUGGUACGCUCACGGGCUUUGACGCGUCCGGCCACAUUGCCGAAGAGACCAAGAACGCAAGCGUCGUCGCCGGCAAGGGCAUUCUGUACAGCUGCAUCGCCACUGGCAUCCUGGGUUUCGUCACGACUAUCCUCUUCCUCUUUUGCACGCCCGACCUCGACACGCUCUUCGCGCUCGCCGCCCCGCAGCCCUUCGUCGAGAUCUACGCCAUGGCCCUCGGCCGCGGCGGCGCGACCUUCAUGACCAUCCUCGCCGUCAUCGGCCUCAUCCUCAACACCAGCAUCGCCAUCGUCGCCGCCUCGCGCCUCGUCUUCGCCGUCGCGCGCGACGGCGUGCUGCCGAUGUCGAAGACGAUCGGGAGCGUCAACGAGGCCGGACAACCGAAGAACGCGGUGACGGUGAUGUACAUCUUCGGCGCGCUGCUGCUGUGCGUGAUCCUGCCGAGCCAGGUCGCGUUCACGAGCUUGGUGUCGGCGGGGGCGAUCCCGACGAUUGCGGCGUAUGCGCUGAUCGCGGUGCUGCGCCUGACGAUGACGCCGAAUGCGUUCCAGAACUCGUACUUCAACCUGGGGAGGUGGUCGAAGCCAUUCUACCUGAUCGCGUUUGUGUUCAACUGCAUCCUGUUCUCGGUCGACAUUUCGCCCUUCUACUUCCCCGUCACGGACGCCGAGUCGUUCAACUUCGCCUGCGUCAUCUUCGGUGCUGUCACCAUAUUCGGCAUCCUCAGCUGGUACUUCAUCCCCGAGCACAAGUGGCUGCGCCGGGAGGCCGUCAUCAAGGCAAUGGCCGAGGCGGAUGCUGCUAGGGAGGACGAGCAGUGAGCGAGUAAAUGAAGGACAAGUUGUGCAUGUCAGGCGUUAUUUUCUUACUUUUCAAGACGGGGUGGGCGAG